This is a messenger RNA of Suillus subalutaceus, 1740 nucleotides long. RefSeq lists its product as uncharacterized. The record is from RefSeq and is a predicted model, not a curated record. Lineage: Eukaryota; Fungi; Basidiomycota; Agaricomycetes; Boletales; Suillaceae. The coding region runs from base 1 to 1740 and encodes 579 amino acids. The transcript has 6 exons.
AUGGCCCUGAUCCAACUCAUCAGUCGACAGCCCACAAAAGACCAAACAGAAGAAAUUGACCGAGGAAGAGAAAAAUGGAAGGAAGCCGCUGCCAAUGAUAGAAAAAAGAUUCUGAAGGCGGUCAUAAAAGAGGCAAAGGUGCAUGCCCCUGCUAUGGAUGACUGGUCAUUGAAGAACAGAAAAUAUGACUGGUUAUAUAACCGGAGACCCGAGAAGACUCGAAAAAAGGCUCCUCCUGCAGCUGUCCAGGCGGACUUUGCAAAGAAGAAAGCACCUGGUUUGAUGAAGGACCUGGCAUCCAAGUUGUGGAAGCAGGCCGGUAUGAGAAUUUUUAUAUUAUCAGCAUGGAAAGAGGAAGACGAAGUGCGGAUCAAUGGAAUCGACUUCAAUGAAAAGUUGGAGGGCAAUAGUUUUACCGAUAUGAAAGACUGGAAGCCCAUGUUAUCAGAGUGGAAUGCCUAUGCUGGAGAAGAGUUUGGUGAGCUUCUGUUUGACAAUCUUGCAUUGUUCAGUCAAGUACUUAUGCGACAUAGGGUGAUACCAGAUGUUGACCUGAAUAAUGAUGACAAUGAUAGUGAGGGGGAGGUGAAAAAAGGCAGGAAGAAAGGCGGAAAGAAGGACGAAUAUCCUUUAGAGGUGGAUAGCUAUGGGCUUCCGGUCAUACUGGACAUGAAAGAGCUUAACCUUGAGAGUAAAAAGCAUCUUAUCAGGACGUUCCUCACAAAACACUACAGGUUGUGCAGCCAACAACCAAAGGUGUCUGUGCCUUGGGCCUCAGUGAGGAAGGCUCAGGGGGACUUUAUCGCAGCCAAAUUUUUACCUACCGGCUGGAAGCUUGACGAUCUAUCAAAGAUUUGGUUGGCUGAUGCUGACCGGCUGUUAGAGUUGUGGUGUCAAAGACAGAAGGGCCAUGUUCGCCCAACCUUUGAAUUUAAAGGCUGGGAAGGCGACAAUAAGACGAUGAGAGAACUGGCAGAGGUGAUUUCCGGAAACGGUUCUGACACAAGACCCAAGGAUCCAGUGAAAAAGUCUACCAGAAAGCGCACCGGGAGGGUGGAACAGGUGUCGAGUAGUGAGGACGAGGACAAGGAUGAUGAAGAUGAAGAGAAGGAUGACAACAAGAAGGACGAUGACAAUGAUGACGAGAAGGACGAUGAUGACGAGAAGGACGAUGAUGACGAGAAGGACGAUGAUGACGAGAAUGACGAUGAUGACGAUGGCACAUCGCCACCUCCAAAGUCGACACCUGUCACAAAUCGCCUACCGGUCAAGAAAUCCAGGCCAGUCAACAUGCGCAGCAGGGCUAGUCCGGCUCCAUCUGCUGCAGAGCAUGAAGAUCCCCACCCACCGGUCAAGAAAUCCGUGCCGGUUCCUUUGCCACCUAAAUUAAAACCAACUAAAAAGCGCGGUAGGGUUGAUCACAUUCAAUCUGAUUUAGAGUCGGACAGUCGGCCUCCAAGAAAGAAAUCUCAGCCAAACAACGCCAGCACCAGUUCUGCGCAAUCAACUGGUGCUCAUGACAACGAUCCUUGUCCUUCAAACAGUCGAGCAUUUGGUCCUACAUCUGGUGUCCAUGCCAAGAAGAAAAACCACAAAACACCGGUGCCCAAACCAACACCCGCUGCCCCAAGGACCACCGGCAAGAAAGCCAAAGGACAUGAAGCACAGACCACCGAUUCUGAGCCAAAGCGCUCUCUUAGAACUUCAAAGGCCUCUUACAAAGCUCAGUAUAUGCAGUAG